ACUCUCUUAAGCUCUCUUCACAUACCGCAAGAAUAUGCACGCCUUGACUCUGCAGACUCAACCGCAGAUGUACUCUCCAAACUUGAUGAGUGGAAGACGAGGGCUCAGAAAAGCUUGGAGGGGCUGAGGGCGAAGAUUGCUGAGCUUCGGUCUAGGAAAUCGGAGGAUUCAGAGGAAACACAAGACGAGAAGAAGAAGGGAGAAGACGAAGAGGGGACUGGGAUUGAGUGGGGAGAGGAUGUGAAGGACGAAGACGUCGUGUGGAACGUUGCAAGGUUUAGGGAUUGGGGAGGUCAUGAAGAAUGGACGACUGAGCAGAUGGGCGAGAUCGCUGACGACAUCCUGACCCACAUAACGUCCUCACUCACCUCCACCUCCCACCUGGCCCUCAUUGAAACUAUUCUCUCCACUCGUAUCAAACAACUUUUCCGGUCAAACCCCCAUCCUUCUCUCAAUAUGGGCACAGGUAGGAAACUUCCCCGUCCGGCUGGAGGACCAAUGGCUUCACAGGAUGUGUAUGAGGAUCAGGUCUGGAAGAAGGAGGUGGGUGUUGCGAGAGUUAUUGAGUGGUGUGUGGCAGGGAUUGAGAACGACGCAUACGAAAGGAUGUGGUUCCUCGUGGUGCCUCCGACAAUGACGCUCUUGGACGACUACGAGAUACGAUACAAGAUCGAAGGAAUGAAGAUCGUGGACGCGAUGAUAAAGAACGUACCAUCGGAUUUGUUGCGUCGGACUGGAGUCACAGAGUUGUUAUUCACCACCCUUACUCGCUCCCUCACUUUCCUCCACAGCCCCGACACGCCCGCACUUCUCCGCGCAGCGAUUCCGACUACAAUCUCACUCAUCAAGCACACCACAAAACCCCAGUCUGAAGCUCGAUUCCAUCAGCUGUGUGCGUUGCUUGGGGACGGCAUCAUCGGAAGUAUUUGGGGGUAUGGGUUUUCGGAUUUAGAGAGUAUUACGGCGAGUGUGGAGGGUUUGCCGACGAUCGUGAACGAAUUGAAACUGGGGACGGUGAGGUAUCUGAAAGCCCUCAUCCCACAACUCACGCACCCUCUCCUCCCGAACCCAGACAAACAACCAUCAACGAGCCUUCAGUUAGCUUCUCUCAAAGCCCUGAGCUUUGUGGUACGCGAAUGCGCGAUCAGGAUUGCGAGGUGGAAGGGAGUGAUUCUGGGACCUGUGGCGAAGUGCUGGGUCGUGUUAGUUGACUCAGGUAAGAGCGGGAAGGAAGUCGAUGAACUGAAGGGAGCGAUGUCGGACAUAUGUCAUGAGCUAGCGAAAGCAGUCCCUUCUGCUGUCGAGGACUACAGAAAGCUACUGCAACUGGAUAUGAACAUGUUCUCAGACUUGGUUGGGGACUUGGUCUCACCUGCUAAUGGGCAUCCGUAAAAC
Messenger RNA from Stereum hirsutum FP-91666 SS1, 1395 nucleotides. RefSeq lists its product as uncharacterized. Lineage: Eukaryota; Fungi; Basidiomycota; Agaricomycetes; Russulales; Stereaceae. The coding region runs from base 319 to 1392 and encodes 357 amino acids. The record is from RefSeq and is a predicted model, not a curated record. Gene Ontology annotation, cellular component: nucleoplasm; cytosol; centrosome. The transcript is spliced from 6 exons.